Messenger RNA from Colletotrichum destructivum, 867 nucleotides. RefSeq lists its product as uncharacterized. Lineage: Eukaryota; Fungi; Ascomycota; Sordariomycetes; Glomerellales; Glomerellaceae. The transcript has a single exon. The record is from RefSeq and is a predicted model, not a curated record. The coding region runs from base 1 to 867 and encodes 288 amino acids.
AUGAACUCCAACGCCAACGCCAACGCCUUCGACGGCGACCCCUUCUACUCGUUCCCCUACGAGAUCCGUAAUCAGAUCCUUCGAGGACUCAACCAUCGAGACAAUAUCCUCGCGAUCAGCCAGGCGUCUCCAGCCAUGAACACGAUCAUCCUCACCGACGGAGGCUCGUAUCUGAAGAAGUACCUCGAGGUUGAGCUCGGCCUGACGCAGCUGUGGGCGCUCACCGACGACGCCCUCGCCGUCGUCAUGUUCCCAAGCACUGCCCACAUUGCCCUCGAAAGAAAGAAGAAGGAGGUUAUCGACGACCAUAUCAAGAGCUGGAGAUCCCAGGACCUCUACCACUGCGCCAGUGACGCCGAUAAGAUGACAGCCUACACCUUCAUCGACGAGGUCGUCAUCCCCUUUACCGAGGACUUUGCCGCCCUCACGCAGACGAUCGACACGACUAACGGCCAGAUACGCGUGCCUGACUGGGCUCACGAGUCGCGAAAAGUCCGCGCGGACCCCAGCCUGAAGAUGAACAUCUGGGAGUAUGAGCCCGAGGAGCGCGUCCGUCUGAUCAGAGGCUUCUGCCGCUUCGAGAUCCUCAGCAAGGUCAUCCGAGCCCGUCCCGGCCGUCAGCUCUUCAGCUACGUCGAGCAGCGUUUGCUCUUCAACGAAUACUUCGACGCGUGGGAGGUGGAGGAGGUCCUCUGCGUUCAGCAGUACGUCGGAGAGAUGCACACCAUGCUGCUCGAGGCCCAUAUCGACGACAUCAUUCAUACCCUGGCUAUGGAGGGCUUGGCGCAAGGGGGCUAUAGACGAGACGCCUCUGGAAGCCUUCCAUACGGCACGUCCAAUGUGAUCCUUGAUAUAGUCCGGAGUUGA